AUUUUAAUUUUCACAUGGACAUUAUUGAGACGGAAGACAUUUAUCGCGGACGGGUGUGUGACGAAGUACUUCCGGGUAUCAAGAGCCUGUUGGCUAACGUUAGCUGAAAUCUCAACUCCACAUUUUACUACAAAGUGGAUCAGCGCUAACAGAAACAUCGAAGCAGGAUGGAUGGAGAAGAGAGAACUUAUGGUGGCUGUGAAGGGCCAGAUGCCAUGUAUGUGAAGUUAAUCUCUUCAGAUGGCCAUGAGUUUAUCGUGAAAAGAGAACACGCUUUGACAUCUGGGACCAUCAAAGCCAUGUUGAGUGGACCAGGUCAGUUUGCUGAGAACGAAACCAAUGAAGUGAACUUCAGGGAGAUUCCGUCUCAUGUCCUGUCCAAGGUCUGCAUGUACUUUACAUACAAAGUCCGUUACACCAACAGCUCCACAGAAAUACCUGAGUUCCCCAUCGCUCCGGAGAUCGCACUGGAACUGCUCAUGGCUGCAAACUUUUUGGAUUGCUAAAAUUAUGAAGAUAAUGUAGUAGCUUAAAACACUUUUUAGAUUUUUUUUGAAUAUUUAAACUGUUUUGACAUUUUCAUCACAUUAACCUUUUUUUUUGCACCUGGCUUUCUGUCACAAUUUUAUUAGUAUUAAAGGAUUUCAUUUUAAUGUAAUAAAUGGAUAUGGCAGGCUGCAUCACUUGCCUCAGAAUGUGACAAAUUUGCCCCUGCUUCAUACGUAUUUCCUCACCUCUCCAGCUUAAUAAAGACAUGUUUGGUGAGCA
Molecule: messenger RNA, 768 nt
Organism: Scatophagus argus
Lineage: Eukaryota; Metazoa; Chordata; Actinopteri; Scatophagidae
Gene: eloca
Product: elongin C paralog a
Exons: 4
Coding region: 168-506 (112 amino acids)
Biological process (GO): ubiquitin-dependent protein catabolic process
Cellular component (GO): elongin complex
Molecular function (GO): protein-macromolecule adaptor activity
Source: RefSeq, a predicted model, not a curated record